This is a messenger RNA of Durio zibethinus, 3877 nucleotides long. Its product is annotated as receptor protein kinase CLAVATA1-like. Gene Ontology annotation, biological process: protein phosphorylation. Lineage: Eukaryota; Viridiplantae; Streptophyta; Magnoliopsida; Malvales; Malvaceae. The record is from RefSeq and is a predicted model, not a curated record. Gene Ontology annotation, molecular function: ATP binding; receptor serine/threonine kinase binding; protein kinase activity.
GGGGCCUGUCUUUCAAACCGCCAGAUCACGCCGUCAAAACACACUUAUCAGAAUUCACAGUUUCUAUUAGCCCCACGGAAAUAGUACUAUCUAUCGUUUUAACUCCGUCAAAAUUAACGUUUCAGUCUUCCCAUGGGGACCUCAUUUUUGACUCACAGAAGAGCUGACAUUGACAAGCUUUAAAAACUAGUAAAACAUUAAAACUCUGAAAGCAAAAUGAACGUUAACUAGCCGUGUUCUAACAUCGUCAAAUCUUGUGAUGUACGGUGGGAACAAGGGGCCAUACUAUAUUGUAGGGUGUUACGGAUUUCAUGCAAUCCAUACUCUCUCCCUUUCUCUCUCUAUCUCUAUGACUUUUCAGAUCCUGAAUUUGUUUAUUAUUUCAUAUCCGAAUUUGAUACCUUGGGCCUUGGGGACUACGAUUCUCUUUACAAGGCACUGCACAACUCUACUUAACGUAGCUUCUGAAGGUUGAGUUGCACCGCAUAGAAUUAACGCUACAUUCAUUUCUUCUCUUCUGUUCUGAGCAAAGAAAGGAACAGUGGAACAAAACGGAGAAAUGAGAAGCUUUCACACUUACCUUCUAUAUAUUUCCCUGAUUCUUCUACUACUCUCUGCCAGCAGCAAUGGUUACAGUGAUCUUGAAGUACUGUUGAAGCUCAAAUCUUCCAUGAUUGGACCCAAAGGUUCAGGACUCGAGGACUGGGAAUUCUCCCCUUCUCCAUCUGCACAUUGCCGUUUCUCUGGUGUUAAAUGCGAUGAGGAUUUCCGUGUUGUUGCUCUGAACGUGUCGUUUACUCCUCUCUUUGGCACCAUUCCUCCGGAAAUAGGGCUUCUGAACAAGCUCGUGAACCUUACUAUUUCCACUGUUAAUCUUACAGGGAAGAUUCCGGUGGAGAUUGGGAAAUUGACUUCUCUCAAGAUAUUCAACAUCUCCAACAAUGUUUUCAAAGGCAGUUUCCCUGGAGAAAUCCUUACAGGUAUGACUCAGCUUGAGAUUCUUGAUGCUUAUAACAAUAACUUCACGGAUCUUCUUCCCAUUGAGGUCGUGAACCUGAAAAAUCUAAAGCAUCUAUCUUUCGGUGGCAACUAUUUCACGGGAGAGAUACCGGAGAAGUACUCAGACAUCCAGAGCUUGGAAUACUUGGGUCUAAACGGCAUCGGUUUAACGGGGAAAAGCCCUGCAUUUCUGGCUCGUUUAAAAAACCUGAAACACUUGUUAAUUGGAUACUUCAACGCCUAUGAUGGAGGAAUUCCACCUGAGUUUGGGUCAUUAAGUCAACUCGAACUUCUCGACAUGGCAAGCUGUAAUCUAACCGGUGAGAUUCCUGGGAGUUUGAGCAAUUUGAAACACUUGCACUCAUUGUUUCUUCAAGUGAACCGUCUAACGGGCCGUAUUCCUUCCCAACUCUCUGGUUUGGUCAGCUUGAAGUCGCUUGAUAUUUCCAUAAAUGAACUAACUGGGGAGAUACCGGAGAGUUUCCAUGCCUUGCAAAACAUUACACUUAUCAAUUUGUUCAAAAAUAAUCUCUACGGUCCAAUCCCAUCAUUCUUAGGUGAUUUUCCUCAUCUCGAAGUGCUUCAAGUGUGGGAAAACAACUUCACGCAUGAAUUACCGGAGAAUCUUGGCCGCAACGGGAAGCUUUUUAAGCUCGAUGUUGCUUCGAAUCAUCUCACUGGAUUGAUUCCACGUGAUUUAUGCAAGGGGGGAAGGUUGGAGACGUUGAUUCUGAUGGAAAAUUUCUUCUUUGGUCCACUUCCUGAAGAACUCGGCAACUGCAAGUCUCUAACCAAGAUUCGUAUCAUGAAAAACCUUCUCAACGGAACAAUUCCACCUGGAAUUUUCAACUUGCCAUUACUGAGUAUUAUCGAGUUAGACGAGAAUUUCUUCUCCGGUGAACUUCCAUCCCAGAUGUCAGGUGCUUCGCUUGGCAUGUUAAAAGUUUCAAAAAAUGGGAUCACGGGUAAAAUUCCUCCAGCAAUCGGCAAUUUGCGUGCUUUACAAGUUUUGUCUCUUGAAAUGAACAAUUUUUCAGGUGAAAUUCCUGAGGAGAUCUUUAAUAUCAAGUCACUUUCAAAGAUAAACAUCAGCGACAACAAUAUUACUGGUGAAACUCCUCCUUCGAUCUCUCGCUGUACUUCUCUUACUUCAAUUGAUUUCAGUCAGAACAGUCUCACUGGUGAAAUUCCAAAAGGCAUUGACAAGCUGAAAGAUUUAAGCAUUCUCAAUUUUUCAAGAAACCAGCUAACUGGUGAAAUCCCUGCUGAAAUCCGGUUCAUGAUAAGUCUCACAACUCUUGAUCUCUCGUAUAAUAAUUUUGUUGGCAGAAUCCCCAGUGGUGGUCAAUUUUUAGUCUUCAACGACAGCUCGUUUACUGGAAACCCCAACCUCUGUCCACCGCGCCACGUUACUUGUCCAGCUUUGAUAAACAAAGCUAAAGGUUCAGGUCAUGGCCACGCAACGUCUUUCACUGCUUCAAAGCUCAUAAUCACAAUCAUCACGUUAAUCACAGCUUUGUUAUUGAUAAUUGUAACGGUUUACAGAAUGAGAAAGAAGAGGCUUCAAAAAUCACGAGCCUGGAAGCUUACUGCUUUCCAAAGGUUAGAUUUCAAAGCUGAGGACGUGCUAGAGUGCUUGAAUGAAGAGAAUAUUAUAGGGAAAGGUGGAGCUGGGAUUGUCUACCGCGGUUCCAUGCCGCAUGGCCUUGAUGUGGCAAUUAAAAGAUUGGUGGGUCGUGGAACCGGAAGAAGCGAUCAUGGGUUCUCGGCGGAGAUUCAAACUCUUGGUCGAAUUAGGCACCGGAACAUUGUGAGACUGUUGGGUUACGUGUCGAAUAAGGACACGAAUCUGUUGUUAUAUGAGUAUAUGCCUAAUGGGAGCUUAGGAGAAAUGUUGCAUGGGUCAAAGGGUGCACAUUUGCAAUGGGAGAGGAGGUAUAGGAUUGCCAUGGAAGCUGCCAAGGGACUGUGCUAUCUUCACCAUGAUUGCUCGCCUCUAAUUAUUCAUAGGGAUGUGAAGUCGAAUAAUAUAUUGCUUGAUGAAGAUUAUGAAGCUCAUGUAGCUGAUUUUGGGCUGGCUAAGUUUUUGCAGGAUGCUGGUGCAUCCGAGUGCAUGUCCUCCAUUGCUGGUUCCUACGGCUACAUCGCUCCAGAAUACGCCUACACACUGAAGGUUGAUGAAAAAAGCGAUGUGUACAGUUUUGGUGUUGUGAUGCUGGAGCUGAUAGCAGGAAGAAAACCUGUAGGGGAAUUUGGAGAUGGGGUGGACAUUGUGAGGUGGGUCAGGAAAACCACGUCAGAACUCCCUCAGCCGUCCGAUCCUGCUUCAGUGUUGGCAAUUGUGGAUCCCAGGCUAACUGAGUAUCCGUUGACUGGUGUCAUCCAUCUGUUCAAGGUUGCUUUGAUGUGCGUUGAGGAUGAGAGCUCUGCUAGGCCCACCAUGAGAGAAGUUGUUCACAUGCUCACCAAUCCUCCACAGUCUGCCCCACGGCCAAGCCUCCUCACCUUUUGAUGCUCAAUUCCUAGUCAGCCAUCAGCUCAGGGCCUUUGCUGUUAAAUAAACACAUAGAAAACUGUAAUAAUUUUCUAACCAAGGUUUUGGGUAUUAGAAAAUAUCAGGUUAACUUCCCAUGGCGGGAGAAUCUUGAGUGUUGUGUUAGUCCAAAAUUGCUGCUUUUCCUCGUUUUGUUUGAUAAACUGGUGUAUUUAAAGCUACGGUGUGGAAGUAAUUGACAAAGUUGUAUAUUUGAUACUACUUUAUUUUGCUUUUCCUUUGCAUUUUUCUUGAUUAUUUAUUAGUAGCAUUUGUUAAUCCAGUUGUAAAUCUCCAAAUACCAUUGUUGCAGAGUUUUGAACCAUGAGUGCAUGGAAUAUAGGA